CGUGAAAAGCGCACAAGCCGCUGUCACGUUGGUGCCGUAUUGAACAAAUAGUUAAUAACUUUACGUACAUAAAUAUUAUCGGGAUACGCUUCACUAUAAACAGAUUUAGAUUUUAUUUAUCAUCAAGUUUUUGGUGAACUUUAUUGAUAUACAGGUUACAUGGAAUAAUACUCAGGAUGGAGAUGCUAGUUAUUCUAAUGAAAGAGAAAUGAUAAACUGUUCAGCUUAGCUGUACAUGGAUUGAAGUUGGAUAAAAGACUCAAAAAGAGAGUCGCCAUGGAUACAACGAUAGCCCCGGUCCUUUACCGACGUGACGUCACGAGUACCGAUCUACCAUUAGAUGAUGUAUUUACAACGGUGAAUUCCAGCAGCGUUAACCAAACGGAACCAACUCACACAUUCAUUGAGUUUUAUCGGGAUGAACAAAUUGGAUUCUUGGUUGUAUUAUUCCUUUUUAUUGUCAUUGGUAACUCCAUCGUCCUUGCCGCCAUCGCCUUAUCACGUGAACGACGGAGGUCGAGGAUGAACUUUUUCAUUAUGCACCUGGCAAUCGCAGAUCUAUUAAAUGGUCCUCUGAAUGUAUUAUUUGACCUGAUCACAAAGAUAACUAUAUAUUGGUAUGCUGGAGACAUCAUGUGUAGAUUUAUACAAUAUACAAGGGCAGCAGUGAUGUACGCAUCAACCUUUAUGUUGGUGUCUCUUAGUAUUGAUAGAUUAGAUGCUGUGGCCAGACCAAUGAACUUCUCUGGUAGUUGGUUACGAGCGAAGAUAUUGAUAGGAUCAGCGUGGUUGAUAUCUCUGUUGUUUGCAGCACCACAGUUAUUUUUGUUCCAGGAGAAACAUCACUAUGGUGGUCCACAGUGUUAUAUAGAUUUAACAGAGGCGUGGCAAUGGCAGCUGUACUUAUCGAUGAUUGCUCUGGUUAUAUUUGUUAUCCCAGCUAUUAUAAUCUGUAUUUGUUAUGUUGUUAUUGUGGCCAUCAUCUGGAGAAGCAGUAGAUUACUCAAACCGUCCGAUUCUCAAAAAUCACUCAAGUCUUACAAGUCGAAAGAUGAAGGUACCGAAUGUUUAAAUGGUCACAGUCGCAGUAACUCCAGUAAAGAGAGUUGUAGUAGUUCUCGUGGUGUUAUUCCUCAAGCUAAAAUCAGAACCAUUAAAAUGACCUUUCUUAUUGUUCUAGUUUUUAUUGUGUGUUGGAGUCCAUAUUUUAUUUUUAAUCUGUGUGAUGUGUAUGGCUAUGUGGACUGGAAAAAUCCGUCUACCAGAAAACUAUCCACGUUUAUUCAGAGUUUGGCGCCAUUGAAUUCCGCGGCUAAUCCGGUAAUAUAUGGUAUAUUCAGCACACGUAUUUGCAGACGCCUCUAUUUGUUUCGCAAGGUCCAAGACCACGUAUGUAAGUGUUGCAAGAAGGAGCCAAUACCACGUCAGAUGUCCGGAAACGAGUAUACAAGUAUGUCAGAAACAGAAGACAUUCGGUUAACAUCAGAUAUAGGAGGAAAUCGUUCAGCCGCAGCAACCGUUCCUCGGAUUCCAUAUGUUCGUCAACCUAUGUCAGAAGCAGACCGGGAGCUCCUGUCAAUACAUGUCAAAUCACAGAACGUUUAAGCCAAGUGUGUGUUCCGGCUACCGACUGCGCCGUUUUUGCAUACAUAUUUAUUAAAGGCGCCCAGGACUCCGAAAGGAUACAAACGGUUUCGAGAAGGAAAUAAUCAGUUUAUAAACAGAUUUGGAAAGAUCAUCAACCCUUAAUUAGAACAACUUUGUGUGGCAGAUUGUUAUGGUUAAUGAAAAUAAUUGGGCGUGUGUUCCUGACACUACUAAUAAUAUCAGACAAUUUGUAGCCAUAACAAUCAAAGUAAUUAUGGCUCGGGCGACUAAUUAAAACAUGAACAAUGUCAAAAGCAAAAUGUAUCAGCUAUGUGAAAAUCCCAUAUAUCAGGUGAUCUAAUUUGAUGUAAGAUAAACAUCUUUAUGGCAUGUAAAAAUUGGAACGUGUUUGUUCAUAUUUUUAUGAACAUAAAUCAGACAAAAUAUGUUUGAAAAUAAAGUUGUGUCUGUAUAAUAUCAUUGAAGUACUUUUGAAGAAAAAUGACUGUUCGUUGACAUGUGUUCAUUUAACUUCUUGGAACCAUCACAAUAAUGAUACAGUGCGACAGCCUAUUCUAUUAAUAUUGACAUUAACGCGUAGGCGGUGUGGAAAAAAAAUACAAGAUAUAAAAAAAAAAUUGCUUGAAAAUGCUCAAAACGGACGGUUCGUGACGUUUUCGUUUUUUGGGGUAAAAACAUAUUGUCCUUAAAGCAAGUUAUUAAAGAAUCAUUAUUCUGUUUUUAUUAGUGCUAUAUAAGCGAAGUGUGCAUUCAUGAGGUUUUAAGACGAGAAAAAAAAAUAACUCGAAAUAGCAAAAAGGGAGACUUAGUGUAAAAUGAGUAAAGAUUCAAAGUGGCCGUGCAGUUGCACUAAAGCGUUGUUAUGACAACGGAUUUCAAGGAAACAUUUCAAAAUAUUGUAAAUAAUAUCAAGUUGUGAGCGGAUACCCUAAUAUGGAUAUAUAUAUCAAAAAUGUAAUAUUGUAGUUCAUUUCUGUGGAUGUACGUAUAUUUUUAUGGAAAGUAUAAGGUGUAAAUGUGUGUGAAUCAGUCAUUAGAAUCAAAAAAUACUACAUAUUACAUAUCCGAUUCUGUCCGCUUGAUGGAACGAUAUGGUUGUUAUCAGAAGACAGUGAAGACAACUGUGGCAGAUUAAUGGUAACUUUAUAUCUAUAGUUUAAUAUAUUCAUCCUAUGGAGAAGGUUUGAGGUGUUGUAACAGCACCAGUAUUUGCCAAACGUGACUUGACAUUACAUUUAAAACUAAAUCUAUUGUUGUGUGUAUAUUAUUAUUAUUUAUUUGUUGUCGAUAAGUGCUAUUACAAAAAAGUGGAAUGGUGGCGCUAAACAUUUUAAAUUUUCAAAAUAUGUUAACAAACUAAAGACAAUUUAGGGGAAAAAACGUGAACUGAAACAGGCGAAUUUUAAAUUUUAUGAUUUUUACAUGACCUUCCACAAUAUAAAAAACAAUUCUGUUUUGAUCAAUUUAAUGGACCCCUUUAUAAAUUUCCUCGAAUUAUAUAAAAUAACAAUUUAAUUAAAAUAUGUUACUUUUGUGCGUUAGAACUAUCUUACAACAUUUUCAUUUGGCCUUGUGUGAUGUGUUAUAUAUUAGGGACACGUAUUAUUUUUUUCAGUGAAAUUGAUUCAUUCAUUGCUAAACAAAAUAAUAAACGUCAUCACAAUCUUUAUAAUAUUCUGGGAGUUUCUAAGUCAAAUUAAAUUAUGUAUAUAAAAUGUACACCGAAAGGCUUUGGAUAAUCCUUACAUUUAAGAAAUGAAAUGGGGUUUAACGUCCUUACUGUUCUGUUACGACUGUUUUAAUUUUUGGGAUCUUAUGGUUACAGUGUCACAAUCAAAUAAGCUGUAUUCCAAUUUUGUUGUUCAGUGUACACAGGUUUUCAUUUUAAUAUAAAACAUCUUCUUCCAUUUGAUUUUAUAAACUAACUUAGUUAGGAUAUAUGUAUUUUGGGAACUCAUAAUCCAACGCUGACUAUCAAAGUAGUAUAACAAUAUUUUGUACAAUACACAGAUUAUUUUUUGAAAUUGUUGUGGUUUCGUUAAUUCUUCAGUUCAGUUUAAAGAUUAUUGAGUGAUUCAGUUAUUACCGGCUCAAGUAGCAUAAUACCAUUAUAAUUAUUACAGGGCCUGGAGAUAAACUACCUAAUAUUGUUACAAAUAAAAAAAUUGUUUUCUUUUUAUAAA
Molecule: messenger RNA, 3791 nt
Organism: Patella vulgata (common limpet)
Lineage: Eukaryota; Metazoa; Mollusca; Gastropoda; Patellidae
Product: cardioacceleratory peptide receptor
Exons: 10
Coding region: 277-1605 (442 amino acids)
Biological process (GO): G protein-coupled receptor signaling pathway
Cellular component (GO): membrane
Molecular function (GO): vasopressin receptor activity
Source: RefSeq, a predicted model, not a curated record